AUGGCCCAACGUUCCAGCAAUCGGUGGUCAUCCUUCUGCCAGGCCGGCAAAAGCGCGUGCCUCAGGAAGAUUGGAGGCGAUGCUGAGACGUCCUACAAAAAAGUGGUAUACGUGUCAUUGUCGUCGGCGCCGCUUAGCAUAGCGAGCUUGUUCUUUGCAGCAAGGCUAGUCAAAGACCUCAAGGGUUUAAUGAUGAUCGUCAAGGCCUGCAAGUUCCUUGCUGCCCAUGAUACUGCGGACCCGAUACGCAGCGUUGUUGCCAGGGUUGCAGUUAGCAGGGUUGCAGAUAGCAAGGUUGGAGAUAGCAGGAGUGCAGGGAUAGCAAGGUUGCCAGAGAGCCAGGGUGAAAACCAUUUAUUUUUCUAUACCUUAGUUGUAGCAUUCAUCAUCGCAUACAGCCAGAACACAGCUCUGAUAGGAAAUGAUGGCCUUCUACCAGCAAACACAUAUCUGCAAACCCUCAAGGCUUCAGCUAAGAGUGACCCGAUGAAAAUGUUCACAUCAGCCCCGACACUGCUUUGGUUCAUGGACUGGGAGUCAGACAUUGACCGCUGUUUGGAGUACAUCUCAUUGGCUGGAAUUGUGCUGGCGUCUGUCGUUACGUUGACAGGAGCAGCCAACAUGGUCGUUAUGGUGGCUCUGUGGAUGCUGUACCACUCCAUUGUUAAUGUUGGCCAGCGAUGGUACUCUUUUGGUUGGGAAUCUCAGCUGUUAGAAACUGGGUUUUUAGCAAUAUGGUUCUGCCCUCUUCUGUCGUGGAGGCAAUUACCUAGGAAGACUCCGCCAUCCUUGCUUGUUGUCUGGGGUCACAGAUGGCUAAUCUUCCGUAUCAUGUUAGGUGCAGGUCUGAUUAAAAUUAGGGGUGAUGAUUGUUGGACAAAGUUGACCUGCAUGAACUAUCACUAUGAGACCCAGCCCGUUCCCAAUCCACUCAGCUACUACCUGCACAGAUCUCCAAUCUAUAUCCACAAUCUGGAGGUCGCAGGGAAUCACAUCAUAGAGCUUAUUGCACCCUGGUUCAUCAUCAUGGGCAGACGAAUGUGUGCUAUCAAUGGUUUCCUUCAGAUCUUCUUCCAGGUGGUCCUAAUUCUGAGUGGAAAUCUAAGUUUCCUCAACUGGCUAACGAUACUUCCAAGCAUUUGUUGCUUUGAUGAUUCGCAUCUAACAUUCCUGUUUGGGAGCAGCACAAAGAACCAGGUGGCGCAGUUGCAGCAAGAUGUGAAAAGUAGCAUGACGGCUCAUCACGGUCGCGGGCUGCGCAGAGUCGUCGAGGUGUGUGUCGGUGUCGCGCUCGUCUACCUGAGCGUGCCCGUGAUCGCCAACCUCGCGUCGGCCAAGCAGGCGAUGAACACGUCGUUCGAUCCGCUGCGCAUUGUCAACACGUACGGCGCGUUCGGCAGCAUCACUAAGGAGAGAACAGAGGUGAUACUGCAGGGCACGUACGACGAAGACCCUCUCAGUGCCAGCGCCACGUGGGAGGAGUACGAGUUCAAGUGCAAGCCAGGCAACCUGUCUCAGCGUCCUUGUGUAAUCUCUCCUUACCACUACCGACUAGACUGGCUAAUGUGGUUCGCAGCCUUCCAGAACUACCAGUAUAAUCCGUGGCUUGUGCACCUGACUGCUAAGCUGUUGGUGAACGAUCAGCUGGUGACAAGUCUGAUGGCACACAAUCCUUUCAUGGGCAGCGAUCCGCCGCGGUAUAUCCGUGCUGAGCACUAUGUCUAUGAAUACACACACCCAGAUAGCAAGGAGGCCCAGGCGGGCAACUGGUAUAAGAGAAGUUACCGCUCCACGUACAUGCCACCCGUGGACCUGGAAAAGCUCGCCCCCGGGCUGAGGCACCUCGGCUGGCCUGUGCCGGAUACUCCAGAGAAGUAUAUCAACAAAGGUGCUGACAGUGCGACACCGGAACAGCAAGCUAGAGAGGCAGCAGGAGGUAAAAUACCAAAUAAGGCAACUAAACAAACAUCAGGGGGUCCAAAUCCGAGUAAGGAAGCUAAACAAGCGGCAGAGAGUCAAAAAUUAAAGGAACAAGCUAAACAAGCGGCAGAAAGUCUAAAAUUAAAGGAACAAGCUAAACAAGAGGCAGAGAGUCAAAAACUGAAGGAACAAGCUAAACAAGCGGCAGACAGUCAAAAACUGAAGGAACAAGCUAAACAAGCGGCAGACAGUCAAAAACUGAAGGAACAAGCUAAACAAGUGGCAGACAGUCAAAAACUGAAGGAACAAGCUAAACAAGCGGCAGAGAGUCAAAAACUAAAGGAACAAGCUAAACAAGCGACAGAGAGUCAAAAACUAAAGGAACAAGUUAAACAAGCGGCAGAGAGUCAAAAACUAAAGGAACAAGCUAAACAAGCGGCAGACAGUCAAAAACUAAAGGAACAAGCUAAACAAGCGGCAGAGAGUCAAAAACUGAAGGAGCAAGCUAAACAAGCGGCAGACAGUCAAAAACUGAAGGAACAAGCUAAACAAGCGGCAGAGAGUCAAAAACUGAAGGAGCAAGCUAAACAAGAGGCAGAGAGUCUAAAGCUGAAGGAACAAGCUAAACAAGCGGCAGAGAGUCAAAAAUGAAAGGAACAAAUGAAACAAGCGGCAGACAGUCAAAAGGUGACGGAGCAAACUAAACAGACAAAAGAUGGUCAAAAAUCCAAAUGAACGAGUUAAACAGACUGCAGAUGUCAAAAAGACAGCGAACAAGAUAAACAGAUAUUAGUCAAUCUUAAACGCCAGGGGCCAAGGAAUUGGGGCAGUAGACAGGUUAAGUCCAGAUCAACAGAUAACAGGAAAGCCAUAUCAGCAACACCACGGAAGCUAAAUACGCAGACAGCAAACAUGUAGAAUCGAGUCUUACUGUAGGUUUACUCUCGGUCCUAUGACAUCCCGAAUGCUAGGUCCAUAGCUGGCGAGAGAACAUGGUGCGGUGACAGCCAAGCAAAGCGAAGAAAAACUUCGAGAACCUGUCUUACAAAUGCAUAAAUUCCUAGCAUAAAAUGCCAAGUUACUUAUGUGUGCUUCGCAUUUUAUCGAUGCUUUCGAUAGAAUUUAUUAUAUGCUUUUAAUUAUUACUCAAAAAUGGUAUGCUCACUGUACAUGAAUUCAUCAUGAAAACUCACUCUCCUUUCUGUGCACGCGUCUAUGUAAAUUCAAGUCCAAAAUAAUUUAUAUUGUACGAUAUUUUUGAAAUGAAGAAAAUGUUUCUUGAAAAGAAUCGAAGUAGCCUUAGAAACAUGUUCGUUUAUUUGUAACCCAUUCUACUUUCAGGCACAACUGCCUAACUGUCAAAUCAGCAAAUUGCCUCGUUAUAGCUACGGUUCUGCAGUUGGAGGGUCACGGCCCAGCUUGAUUUUUUGUACAAAUAGUAAGAAACAUGAGUCUACAUACGCCUUAUUUGAACUAAUUGCAGGGAAGGAAUUCGUUAGUCGUAGUAUCUCUAACCUCCGAACGUGAUAUUUAUUCGUUGAAGUCUAGGAAUAUGCUGUGUUGUUCACAGGUCGGCUUGCUAGCAGGCAGUUAUGGCCGCCGUUUGCGUACUUGACACCUCCGCUAACCUGAUGUUGUUCAGAGGAAAAGACACCUCAGACAUGUGUCAUGCUCGAGCUGUUUAUCGGGCCGCCUGCGACAAACACUGCUGCCUCCCAUAAACACCGUGCGAGAGUCGUUGACUUUAUUCGCUAUGAAAUCUCGCUAUGAAUCUCGCAAUCACGCUGUGGCUGGCUACGCAGGGAAUGAAACUGAGCGUGUUCAUGUAGUUGGUUCACUCAUAAAUGAACGUAAAUACGGUUCGCAACCGCUUCAGUCUGUAGUCAGCUCGUGAGGUAGUGUAACUCCACUCACUUAUAGUGUUUUCAGAUUUAACUGUAGUCUGGCCAUAGCGAGUGGAUGGAAUCUCAUGAGUUGAUGUGUGCCUCAGCUAUGUGUUUAUUAUGACGUGCAUAAUUUAUGACGCGGUGGGUGGCAUUUGCGCUGCGCGCAUUCUUCAUCGAUGGCAUGACGUUAUUAUGUGCGAUCUUGGGGCCUUUUGCCAGUUACCAUUACCCGUCUAACGGUAAAGUGACCCCCUGCCGCGCCCUGGAUAGCGGCCACCCCGGAUACACGCCACCGUCAUAGCGCCGACCGGCAGUCUGUUUGUAUAUGCAGACGGACAGCCGUAGCCAGUUAAAUCGUAGCGAAUGUUCACGUGACAUGUGUGGAGACUACGGGAGGUGAUCCUCGCGCGUGCGAACAGGGCGCGCCAGCGACCGCGUUCGCUAGCGUUGCUUAGCGAUGGCAGUUGCUGUGAUGGAUGCUCUGCGUUUACGCAAGUCCCCGCUGUCAAAUUGGGAAUAGGUCCUAUGCUGAUUGGCAAUGAAUCAACGUUAGUUUGCGGGUUGCUUUGGUGAUAGGGGGGACUUGUUAGUGUGCUGUCAGAUUUUAUUCGCAUUUGUAAGCGAUGGGAGCGCAGUCGGAAUGGGGAUUCCACAUGUAACGAGCGAAUUAUCUCUCGUUCAGAGCGCGUCAAACGUGAAAAGCCGACUGAGCGGACUCGCUAGAAACGCCGGUCACGUGUCAAGAAGCAGCGGCUCAUUGUUGCCGCUAGAUCGCGCUGCUGCUGCUAUCAGUUGUCGGGUCGCAUUCUAUUUAUGCUAUUACACGUAAACGCUGGGCGUGAUUGUUCACUCAAGUGGGCAACGAAAUCCCGCCCGUCUUCUGGUGCGGAGAUGAAAGCACGCCGACUAUCCCUCUCCUACUCUUUUUCUUUCUCCCUCCCUAUCUCUCUUUCUCGAUGCUACGCAAGAUAAGCCUCUUGUUGGUUGCUGUUAUACUGCGUAACUCUUUCCAUUCGACAGUUAUUGGAAUGGCAUUCAUACGCGGCUCCGGCUCCUUUGUUGGUGUUUCUACGUUAGUAGUCACCAAGAAACAAACUUGCCGUGUUGUGUCUGCGCGACGCGUGAGAAGUUUAUGUCCAAGGUCGAUUGAGACGCGAGUUACGAUCUGUAUUGCAAAGCUGUAGCGGAGGGAUGGAUGUCUAGUGGUUGAUUGUUACGACUGUGUUACCCUAGGUCGCUAUUUGUGAAUAGUCUUAAUUCUCUGUCCAAUCGUGAUGCUAAUUCGAAAUAUUCGUUGAAAUAUUUGUUUUUGUGACAUGCAAAUGAAAGUCUGCUAGCCGAAGAUCUAGGCUGUCGAUGUUGAACUGUACUUGCCGUUGUCUUUUUGAGAAAACUAACAGCAAAGCUAUGGUGAAAGUUUACGUGUAUAAGCGUUGAUAUAUACCCUUAGUAUCACAACGAGCGAAGAUGUUCAGGUUACGGUUAAGGUUAAGUUAGGUUGACUAGGUGAUAGAUUUGAAUAUUUUUGAUACACAUUAUUAAUUUCUAACAUUUCUAUUAAGUCUAACAAUGUCGGCACGGUGAAUGUAUAUUUAACAUUUUUACAACGUCUUUACCUGUGUUGGAUUUGUUACGUUUAUAUAAUAAAUGACGGGUGCACCUGA
Molecule: messenger RNA, 5470 nt
Organism: Priapulus caudatus
Lineage: Eukaryota; Metazoa; Priapulida; Priapulimorpha; Priapulimorphida; Priapulidae
Product: lipase maturation factor 1-like
Exons: 14
Coding region: 1-2571 (856 amino acids)
Biological process (GO): protein maturation
Cellular component (GO): endoplasmic reticulum membrane
Source: RefSeq, a predicted model, not a curated record